Chanos chanos (milkfish) is the source of this 1319-nucleotide messenger RNA. It is a transcript of the gene sumo3b, whose product is annotated as small ubiquitin like modifier 3b. Gene Ontology annotation, molecular function: protein binding. The coding region runs from base 71 to 355 and encodes 94 amino acids. The record is from RefSeq and is a predicted model, not a curated record. The transcript is spliced from 4 exons. NCBI's taxonomy places the organism in Eukaryota, Metazoa, Chordata, Actinopteri, Gonorynchiformes, Chanidae.
CGGAGAGGUGAAAAGCGCAAUUAUUUUACUAAUUUAAUUGUAAUACCUGAAGCACAGAAACUACUUCAAGAUGUCUGAAGAGAAACCAAAGGAAGGCGUGAAGACUGAAAAUGAUCACAUCAACUUGAAGGUGGCAGGUCAAGAUGGAUCAGUGGUCCAGUUUAAAAUUAAGAGACACACCCCCCUCAGCAAACUUAUGAAAGCGUAUUGUGAAAGACAGGGUUUGUCAAUCAGGCAGAUCCGAUUCAGGUUUGAUGGACAGCCAAUCAAUGAGACGGACACGCCUGCACAGUUGGAGAUGGAGGACGAAGACACUAUUGAUGUAUUUCAGCAGCAGACUGGAGGAGACUGCUGAAGACGGUAACCCUGGAGAGAGCAUCAACUCGCUGAUUUGUGUUCUUUACGGAGUCCGUGUCUUCUGCAUACCAGUUCCACUGCAAUCCAGGGAGGGUGGCGGAGAUGGAAUGAGGAAAAUGGUCUAUUCUCAGAAUAGUCAUUCUUAAAAUCCUGUUUCCCGUAUACACUUGUCCCAGAAUUGUACUGGAAAUGCUCAGCUUUUUUUUUUUUUCCCUUUAAGUUUAUUGUAUGCCUAUGAAAUACAUUUUGUAUUGUAUAUUUUUGUGUUCCCUGCCAGUGAACAGGGGGGGAAGGAUUUGUGUAAGAAAGGACAACAUUUUAGACUGUAACGGUGGUCUAGGACUAUUGCUUUUUCAUAUUUCCAUUGUCAUAAUAUUUCAGUAAAUCACCAAUGAACUGUCUUUUUUUUUGAGGGACUGUUAGAAAGCUUUGGCCACAGGGUUGCAGCCAUGUUGAUUAUCCAAAGGUAACAGGAAAAAAAAAAAAAAAAGAAAAGAAAAGGGAGUUGAAUGCUGGUAGAUCAGGUCUUGAACGAGAUGUUCUUUUUAGUAUGGUAUUCUUAGAGGCUGUGGUGCAGCUGUGUGUACCUCAUAUUUUAACGUUUGCUCACGAUGUGUUCCUAAACGUCCUCCUCAGCAGAUGAUCGUCAGUGUCGCCGUCACCGCCGCGUUUCUUUUAUCGCCUUAGGCCUGUCGUGCCCUCGCGCGUCAAAUCUUCCACGCUGCUUUUUUUUUUUUCCCCCCUUUUCUCCUGAGUACAUGUGUUUUAUUUCAUCUCAGUGUUUCAUAAGUUAAGGUAACCUCUCUCUUUAUAAAGUUACGUUUGGUUUUUUUUUCCCCUCUCCAUUCCAUUCUUCUGCACACAUUUCAGGAUGACUGCAACUCAGGCCUGCAGGACGUGCGUUUUUUUUCAGUUCAGAUGAAGUUGUGGACGGAGGGAUCGGGGGUGGUGGAGUGAGAAAU